Phyllostomus hastatus (greater spear-nosed bat) is the source of this 1161-nucleotide messenger RNA. It is a transcript of the gene LIMS2, whose product is annotated as LIM zinc finger domain containing 2. Gene Ontology annotation, cellular component: cytoplasm; focal adhesion; cell-cell junction. The record is from RefSeq and is a predicted model, not a curated record. Lineage: Eukaryota; Metazoa; Chordata; Mammalia; Chiroptera; Phyllostomidae. Gene Ontology annotation, biological process: cell-cell junction organization; cell-cell adhesion; positive regulation of substrate adhesion-dependent cell spreading.
UCUCCCCUCAGCAACAUGUCUGUUGCCUUAGCCAACGCAGUAUGCCAGCGCAGCCAGGUAUGUUUCACUCCUGCCAAGAGGAUUGUCAGCAGCAAUGGAAAGCUGUAACAUGAGCACUGCUUUGUGUGUGCCCAGUGCUUCUGGCCCUUCCCCGAGGGGCUCUUUUAUGAGUUUGAAGGCCGGAAGUACUGUGACCAUAACUUCCAAAUGCUGUUUGCUCUGUGCUGCUGAUCAUGUGGCAGAUUCAUCAUUGGCUGUGUCAUCAAGGCCAUGAACAGCAACUGGCCUGGGUGCUUCUGCUGUGAGCUGUGUGAUGUGGAGCUGGCUGACCCGGGCUUCGUGAAGAAUGCAGGCAGGCACCUGUGUUGGCCUUGCCACAAUCUUGAGAAGGCCAAGGGCCUGGGACCCAAGUACAUCUGUCAGCAGUGCUACCUGGUCAUUAAGGAGCAGCCCCUCAUGUUCAGGAAUAACUGGUACCACCUGGACCACUUCAGCUGCACCCAGUGCAGGUACUUCCUGAGAGCUGAAGCCUGAGAGCUGAAGGGGAGACUCUACUGCCUGCCAUGCCAUGACAAGAGGGGUGUCCCCAUCUGUGGUGCCUGCCGUCAGCCCAUUGAGGGUUGUGUGGUCAAUGCAUUGGGCAAGCAGUGGCAUGUGGAGCACUUUGUGCGUGCCAAGUGUGAGAAGCCAUUCCUAGGACGUAGGCACUAUGAGAAGAAGGGCCUGGCCUACUGUGAGACCCACUACAACCAGCUCUCUGGGGACGUCUGCUACAGCUGCCACCAUGUGAUUGAGGGUGAUUUGGUUUCAGCCCUCAACAAGGCCUGGUGUGUGAACUGUUUCUCUUGCUGCACCUGCAACAAUAAGCUCACCCUGAAGAACAAGUUUAUGGAGUUUGACAUGAAGCCUGUGUGUAAAAGAUGCUACAAGAACUUCCCAGUGGAGCUGAAGAAGUGGCUGAAGAAGCUAGCAGAGCUGGCUGCCCCCAAAGCCUACCCCAAGUCUGUGGGCCUCCCCUCGCCCUCACUUCUCCUCUUCUUGCUGGUCUUCCUGCUCAUGCUGAGCUCUUCUGCUUGCUACCUCCAUUGCUCAUCUUAUCUCCCUUCAUGGAUCUUCCCUUCUCUCUGGCACAAGGCAGAGGUGGGGGCCUGGAUGUGUUGA